This is a messenger RNA of Hyla sarda, 5542 nucleotides long. RefSeq lists its product as uncharacterized. Lineage: Eukaryota; Metazoa; Chordata; Amphibia; Anura; Hylidae. The transcript has 2 exons. Bases 2330 to 5530 code for a protein of 1066 amino acids. The record is from RefSeq and is a predicted model, not a curated record.
UCGUAUGUACCGCAUACUACCACCAUAUGUCCUGAAUAUAACCGUAUAUACUGACUGUAUACUAAGACGACUGCACUGUAUAUUUACUAAUCAUAUCUACCGUAUACUACGACCAUAUGUCCUGAAUAUAACCGUAUAUAACCAGAUGCACUGUAUAGGAUUACUGACCUUGUGCACUGUAUGGGAUUACUGACCUUGUGCACUGUAUGGGAUUACUGACCUUGUGCACUGUAUGGGAUUACUGACCUUGUGCACUGUAUGGGAUUACUGACCUUGUGCACUGUAUGGGAUUACUGACCUUGUGCACUGUAUAGGAUUACUGACCUUGUGCACUGUAUAGGAUUAAUGACUAUAUGCCCCUGUAAGCAAUAUUAACUGUUUACACUGUGUAUUCUAUGAUUUUAUUAGAUGUAGCAUGUUAUAUCUCUACAGAGCAUUGCACCCUACAGUAUACAGUAUAUGCUAUAUUGUAACUAGACACUCUGCAGAGCAUUGCACCAGCACACACAGUACAUGCUAAAUUGCAACGAACCUCUGCAGAGCAUUGCACUAUACUUUAUAUAGUAUGUUAUAUUGAAACCAGACCAUCUGCAGAGCAUUGCACUAAACUGUAUAUAGUAUAUGUUAUAUUGUAACAAGACCAUCUGCAGAGCAUUGCACCACAACUGUAUAUCAUGUAUACUAUAUUGUAAUGAGACCAUCUGGAAAGCAUUGCACUAUACUGUUCUACAGUAUGUUAUAUUGUAACAAGAGCACACUGUACUCAGUAAAUGAUAUAUUGAAACGACCCUCUGCAGAGCAUUGCACCACACUGUACACAGCAAACGUUAUAUCGAAACAACCCUCUGCAGAGCAUUGUACUUUACUAUAGAUUAACGAUAGCAGACAAGCUGACAGGACCGCCUAACGAGUGGCCGUGCAGAGAACUGGGCAGCUGCCGCAACCUGUCCCUAGGGCACAGACAAUUGUACCUGUGCGGGUGGUUCGCAUGCCACCAUGAGGCAGUUAGGGGGCUGCUCGAGAUGCUGAGGCCGCGCCACCCCCAGCACCAAUUUAGCUCACCUGCUGAACCCCACUACCGCUGCGGACAGAGCCAGACCGCACCAUACCUGCCCUAUAUUACCUUAUAAGCAGAGGGAGACAUAGCAUCCCCCGAUAAGACAGCCAGCGGAGCUGCCAGGGAUGCCGUGCCUGCACCCUCAAACCAGGCUCAUCAUCAGCGAGGCCUCGGCAACGUGAGCAGCCGCUCUGAAGAAGAUUUUUGUGGGAGAUUCAAACACCAGACUGCCAACUGGAAGCAGAGGCUCCGCAAACGUCACGUACUCACCACCUGGAGGAAAGGGGGGGGACGCUACUUACAGCUGUCCCAUCCUCUAUCUCCUGCUGCCCAUCACACUUGAGUGGUGCAAUCCACAAUCUAACAGUUGCCAAGAGGCGCAGUCCGCGAUCAUAACCAGGUAAGCGGCGCAGUCCGCGAUCAUAACCAGGUAAGCGGCGGAUGUUCGCAGUAUACCUCAUCUAACAAAGUAUUCCACACUCACUGUGCACUAAUUCUUGCACGCAAGAGACAACACCGUCAGAAAGACUUCAUUGUGAUCCUGGCAGUGGGGAAAUGAGGUACGUCGCGCCAGCCACCACGAAUCCACCAGCGAGUGGGUAAGAUCUAAUCUAAUACGGGCACAACUGCAAUAUAAUCUGGAGAAGUUUGCUACGAGCAUUAACUGACUAUAGCUGAGCACUUACAGGGCUGCCGUCAUUUGGAUGUAUAUCAGUAAGGAAUGCUGAACACUGUUACUGGUAUAAGGAACUGAGAAUAACGUAGGACACCAACUAUAAGUCCCGGCAGACCUUCUAACUACAAUUAAGGAUUUACCAUUUCCAAGCCAUGUGUUAGACUUUAUGGGAGGACUACAGAUCCCAGUUUGCUAUUAAGGACAUACAGCAAUACAAAUAGCAAUAUUACAGGCAGCAAUUAAUAGAUCUUUUUACAUGGAUAUAAUAUUGUAUACUAUUUUUAUAUUUUAUAUUUAUAAUUUAUAUCUAUUAGGGGUGUGUCACAAGGGCCCUGUGAUUACACUACCUAAUUUUAUUUGUUAAUAUUGCAGUAUAAUAAACUGUUAUUAUUCAUCCAGUCCCUAAUGGUAUGGUGUUUUUCACAUAUAUUUAUCUGUAUACUUGACCUUGAUAUCCAUAUACCCUUGAGCACCAAAAAUCUUUUAUCGCUUUAAUUGCUAGUUUUUUCACCUUAGGUGUGGGUGUUUGUUUGGCCUCCUCUGGUAAACUGCAUACAGCAUAAGUGAGCCCUCCCCAUACAAUCUCUGCUCUAGUGAUGGAGAUGACAUCCGGGCUCACAAUCUCUGCUCUAGUGAUGGAGAUGACGUCCGGGCUCACAAUCUCUGCUCUAGUGAUGGAGAUGACGUCCGGGCUCACAAUCUCUGCUCUAGUGAUGGAGAUGAGGUCCGGGCUCACAAUCUCUGCUCUAGUGAUGGAGAUGAGGUCCAGGCUCACAAUCUCUGCUCUAGUGAUGGAGAUGAGGUCCGGGCUCACAAUCUCUGCUCUAGUGAUGGAGAUGACGUCCGGGCUCACAAUCUCUGCUCUAGUGAUGGAGAUCUGGGCUCACAAUCUCUGCUCUAGUGAUGGAGAUGAGAUCCGGGCUCACAAUCUCUGCUCUAGUGAUGGAGAUGACGUCCGGGCUCACAAUCUCUGCUCUAGUGAUGGAGAGGAUAUCUGGGCUCACAAUCUCUGCUCUAGUGAUGGAGAUGAGGUCCGGGCUCACAAUCUCUGCUCUAGUGAUGGAGAUGAGGUCCGGGCUCACAAUCUCUGCUCUAGUGAUGGAGAUGACGUCCAGGCUCACAAUCUCUGCUCUAGUGAUGGAGAUGACGUCCGGGCUCGCAAUCUCUGCUCUAGUGAUGGAGAUGACGUCCAGGCUCACAAUCUCUGCUCUAGUGAUGGAGAUGGGGUCCGGGUUCACAAUCUCUGUCUAGUGAUGGAGAUGAGGUCUGGGCUCGCAAUCUCUGCUUUAGUGAGGGAGAUGAUGUCCUGGCUCGAAAUCUCUGCUCUAGUGAUGGAGAUGAGGUCCGGGCUCACAAUCUCUGCUCUAGUGAUGGAGAUGAGGUCCGGGCUCACAAUCUCUGCUCUAGUGAUGGAGAUGAGGUCCGGGCUCCCAAACUCUGCUCUAGUGAUGGAGAUGACGUCCGGGCUCACAAUCUCUGCUCUAGUGAUGGAGAUGGGGUCCGGGUUCACAAUCUCUGCUCUAGUGAUGGAGAUGAGGUCCGGGUUCACAAUCUCUGCUCUAGUGAUGGAGAUGAGGUCCGGGCUCACAAACUCUGCUUUAAUGAUGGAGAUGACGUCUGGGCUCACAAUCUCUGCUCUAGUGAUGGAGAAGAGGUCCGGGCUCACAAUUUCUGCUCUAGUAAUGGAGAUGAUGUCCGGGCUCACUAUCUCUGCUCUAGUGAUGGAGAUGGGGUCCGGGCUCACAAUCUCUGCUCUAGUGAUGGAGAUGGGGUCCGGGCUCACAAUCUCUGCUCUAGUGAUGGAGAUGGGGUCCGGGUUCACAAUCUCUGCUCUAGUGAUGGAGAUGACGUCCGGGCUCACAAUCUCUGCUCUAGUGAUGGAGAUGGGGUCCGGUCUCACAAUCUCUGCUCUAGUGAUGGAGAUGAGGUCCGGGCUCACAAUCUCUGCUCUAGUGAUGGAGAUUACGUCCGGGCUCACAAUCUCUGCUCUAGUGAUGGAGAUGGGGUACGGGCUCACAAUCUCUGCUCUAGCGAUGGAUAUGAUAUCUGGGCUCACAAUCUCUGCUCUAGUGACGGAGAUGAGGUCCGGGCUCACAAUCUUUGCUCUAGUGAUGGAGAUGAGGUCCGGGCUCACAAUCUUUGCUCUAGUGAUGGAGAUUAGGUCCGGGCUCACAAUCUUUGCUCUAGUAAUGGAGAUGAUGUCCGGGCUCACUAUCUCUGCUCUAGUGAUGGAGAUGAGGUUCGGGUUCACAAUCUCUGCUCUAGUGAUGGAGAUGACGUCCGGGCUCACAAUCUCUGCUCUAGUGAUGGAGAUGACGUCCGGGCUCACAAUCUCUGCUCUAGUGAUGGAGAUGACGUCCGGGCUCACAAUCUCUGCUUUAGUGAGGGAGAUGAUGUCCGGGCUCGCAAUCUCUGCUCUGUGUGAUGGAGAUGAGGUUCGGGUUCACAAUCUCUGCUCUAGUGACGGAGAUGAGGUCCGGGCUCACAAUCUCUGCUCUAGUGAUGGAGAUGAGGUGCGGGCUCACAAUCUCUGCUCUAGUGAUGGAGAUGAGGUCCGGGCUCACAAUCUCUGCUCUAGUGAUGGAGAUGAUGUCCGUGCUCACUAUCUCUGCUCUAGUGAUGGAGAUGAGGUUCGGGUUCACAAUCUCUGCUCUAGUGAUGGAGAUGAGGUUCGGGUUCACAAUCUCUGCUCUAGUGAUGGAGAUGAGGUCUGGGCUCACAAUCUCUGCUCUAGUGAUGGAGAUGACGUCCGGUCUCACAAUCUCUGCUCUAGUGAUGGAGAUGACGUCCGGGCUCACAAUCUCUGCUCUAGUGAUGGAGAUGACGUCCGGGCUCACAAUCUCUGCUCUAGUGAUGGAGAUGACGUCCGGGCUCACAAUCUCUGCUUUAGUGAGGGAGAUGAUAUCUGGACUCACAAUCUCUGCUCUAGUGAUGGAGAUGAGGUCCGGGCUCAAAAUCUCUGCUCUAGUGAUGGAGAUGAGGUCUGGGCUCGCAAUCUCUGCUUUAGUGAGGGAGAUGAUGUCCGGGCUCGCAAUCUCUGCUCUAGUGAUGGAGAUGAGGUCAGGGCUCGCAAUCUCUGCUCUAGUGAUGGAGAUGAUGUCCGGGCUCACAAUCUCUGCUCUAGUGAUGGAGAUGAGGUUCGGGUUCACAAUCUCUGCUCUAGUGAUGGAGAUGAGGUCCGGGCUCAAAAUAUCUGCUCUAGUGAUGGAGAUGAGGUCUGGGCUCACAAUCUUUGCUCUAGUGAUGGAGAUGAGGUCCGGGCUCACUAUCUCUGCUCUAGUGAUGGAGAUGAUGUCCGGGCUCACAAUCUCUGCUCUAGUGAUGGAGAUGAGGUCCGGGCUCGCAAUCUCUGCUCUAGUGAUGGAGAUGAGGUCCGGGCUCGCAAUCUCUGCUCUAGUGAUGGAGAUGAGGUCCGGGCUCACAAUCUCUGCUUUAGUGAUGGAGAUGAGGUCCGGGCUCACAAACUCUGCUUUAGUGAGGGAGAUGAUGUCCGGGCUCGCAAUCUCUGCUCUAGUGAUGGAGAUGAGGUCCGGGCUCGCAAUCUCUGCUCUAGUGAUGGAGAUGAGGUCCGGGCUCACAAUCUCUGCUCUAGUGAUGGAGAUUAUGUCCGGGCUCACAAUCUCUGCUCUAGUGAUGGAGAUGAGGUCCGGGCUCACAAUCUCUGCUCUAGUGAUGGAGAUGAGGUCCGGGCUCACAAUCUCUGUUCUAGGUGUUGGAUGUGGUCCAGGCAGUGUAUACUCUUUCCAUAUCGGGGGGGGGGGGGGUGUGGAGUGUAUACUCUCUCCCCCCAUAGUUGAAUACGAUGACCA